AUGGGGUUUGCUAAGCUCCUGGUAGGAAGCCCCCCACGCCCGUGGCAGUCAGGCCCAAGCGCAGCAGGGGGCCUCGCGGGAGUCGGGAGCGCUGGGGAGGCCGGCAGGACGCAGCGGGACAUUUCCUUCGGGGGCCCAGACAGCGGUCGCGCGGCCCCCGAGUCCCCGCAGAGGAAGCACAAGUGCCACUACGCGGGCUGCGAGAAAGUGUACGGCAAGUCCUCGCACCUGAAGGCGCACCUGCGGACUCACACAGGUGAGCGGCCCUUCGCCUGCAGCUGGCAGGAGUGCAGCAAGAAGUUCGCACGCUCCGACGAGCUGGCGCGCCACUACCGCACGCACACGGGCGAGAAGAAGUUCGGCUGCCCCAUCUGCGAGAAGCGCUUCAUGCGCAGCGACCACCUGACCAAGCACGCCCGCAGGGCUCGCGGGCCGGUUCGCUCAGCGACGCCAGCAGCCCGGCCGCCAGCCCCGCCAGCUCGCCCUGACGCCCGCCGCCCAGGUGACAGCUGAGGCCCAGGAGGUGUGGAGGACUGCCGUGGUGCCGGCCUUUCUCAGGGAUGGACACGCCGUCCCACAGGCGGUGAGGACGCCCUCCCAGCGCUUACUCUGUCCAUGGAUUUGCACUCGGGAGCACCCUGGCCAUGGCACUCGAACUUUGCACCAGAGUCCU
Messenger RNA from Tupaia belangeri chinensis (Chinese tree shrew), 673 nucleotides. RefSeq names its product KLF transcription factor 13 (gene KLF13). The record is from RefSeq and is a predicted model, not a curated record. Bases 1 to 513 code for a protein of 170 amino acids. The transcript is spliced from 3 exons. Gene Ontology annotation, biological process: regulation of transcription by RNA polymerase II. Lineage: Eukaryota; Metazoa; Chordata; Mammalia; Scandentia; Tupaiidae. Gene Ontology annotation, molecular function: DNA-binding transcription factor activity, RNA polymerase II-specific; RNA polymerase II cis-regulatory region sequence-specific DNA binding.